Penicillium pulvis is the source of this 1341-nucleotide messenger RNA. RefSeq names its product NADH:flavin oxidoreductase/NADH oxidase family protein. Gene Ontology annotation, molecular function: oxidoreductase activity; FMN binding. The transcript is spliced from 2 exons. The record is from RefSeq and is a predicted model, not a curated record. The coding region runs from base 1 to 1341 and encodes 446 amino acids. Lineage: Eukaryota; Fungi; Ascomycota; Eurotiomycetes; Eurotiales; Aspergillaceae.
AUGUCACAAGUUCCACGAUUUGAGAGUGCUGAUGUCGACCCUAGCCCCCUAGGCAAGCCUCUCACUUUCACCUUCUCGGGUCGGACUGCCCCCAACAGAUUUUUAACGGGUGCCAUGAGCGAGCGUCUUGCAUCUUUCACCCUAGCUGAUGUCGAGAACCGUGGUGUUCCCACCCCUGAAUUGAUCAAUGUGUACAAGAACCGAGGUACCGCUGGAAUUGGCAUGAAUUUGACCGGCAAUGUGAUGAUCGACCCUGGCCACUUGGAGGCAGCUGGCAAUCCAAUCAUCCCCCGCCACGCGCCUUUCUCUGGUGAGCGGUUUGAACGUUUCCAGGAGCUUGCAGCUGGCGCAAAGGCCCAGGGAAGUCUCAUCGUCGCUCAGGUUGGCCACCCGGGCCGUCAAAUUCCUGAGUACCUUCAGCCAAACACUAUCAGCGCCAGUGCUGUUGCAAUGAAGGCUGAUAAUCUUGGUAUGACCUUCGCCACACCUCGUGCUGCGACUGAAGAAGAUAUUGCUGCUGUGAUUGAAGGUUUUGCUCAUGCCGCUGAGUACCUUGAUAAGGCUGGCUUUGAUGGCCUGGAGCUACACGGUGCUCAUGGAUAUCUCCUUAGCCAGUUCUUGUCACCUACUACCAACCACAGAACCGACCGUUACGGUGGUAGCCUGGAAAACCGGAUGAGAUUGAUCGUGGAGGUUAGAGAAGCAAUUGCCAAAAGAGUGAGCCCUGAUUUUAUUGUUGGUAUCAAGAUCAACAGUGUUGAGUUCCAGGAGAAGGGCUUCCAGCCCGAAGAGGCUAAGGAGCUUUGCAAGACUCUUGAGGACAACAAGUUUGACUUUGUUGAGUUGUCUGGUGGAACCUAUGAGAACUGGCCUCUGUCUGACGCUAAGCGGGCGUCAACCAUUGGACGUGAAGCUUUCUUCUUGCAAUUUGCCAAGCUCAUUGUUCCUGGUCUGACCAAGACCAAGACCUAUGUCACUGGAGGAAUGAAGACUGUUGAAGGCAUGGUCAAGGCAUUGGACACUGUUGACGGAGUCGGUCUUGGUCGUGCUCUGUGCCAGGAACCCAACCUCUGCAAGGAUAUCUUGUCCGGAAAGGUCAAAGGCGCUAUGCUGCAGAAGAUGGACAUGCAGAACUUCUUUGUGACUGCAGCAGCAAGCGGUCUGCAGAUUAAGCAGUUGGGGCAGAAUCUUGAGCCCAUCGAUCUUUCCGUUGAGGAGAACACUCUUAAAACUUUCGGUGCUUUGGGUCAGUGGAAGGUGGCACAACAAGCAAACCCUGACUUGUACCAGUUCCCCGCUGUGCCUGAUUACAGCACCCCGUUCAUUGCUACCAAGGCCUAG